Molecule: messenger RNA, 3439 nt
Organism: Gasterosteus aculeatus aculeatus (three-spined stickleback)
Lineage: Eukaryota; Metazoa; Chordata; Actinopteri; Perciformes; Gasterosteidae
Source: RefSeq, a predicted model, not a curated record
CUUCUAAAAAUAUUUAAGAAUUUUAACUUCGUUUUUAGAAAUGAUAUAUUUUAAAGAUGUUUGAUCCGGGAAUCACAUGUUGGUUACGGGGCUUGACUCUCGCGCAGAGUUGGCAGUACAUGAUUGUCAGUUUGCUUACUUUUAACGUUAGCUAACGUUAACUAACGUUGACAAUAUAACGUUACGUAACUUAAAGCUAGAAUUUGAUUGUGGUUUAGCAUAGGACAUUUGCAAACAGAUCAAUGCGAUGCUUGAUCAUAAAACUAUAGAUUAAAUUUGGACUUGAAGCCACGCGUGCUUCUGUUGGUGUAACUUUAUCAAACUGACGCAAUAUCCGGUACCUUCAUAGUGGCGAUCAGGGCCAUAGACUUAUAUUGAAUUAGAAUGAUAUAUGUGUAUGAUCAGGGCUGUCCAUAGGCCGGGUUUUGUCUGCCACCUGUCAAAACUUGCUGUAUGUCAAGCCACUUUAUGCAGGACGGCAUAAAGCGGCCUCAUUUUUAGGGUCCUUGUCUUUUGAAUGGAUUGCUUACCGGCACAUUUACACAAAACAGAGCCCUCAGAUGUAUUGCCCGGCUCCUUUCCUACAGCAUGCCCUGUGAGGUGAAGCCUCGGUUCGUGCUUCUCUACGGAUCCCAGAAGGGUCAAGCUGAGUCCCUAGCUGAAGGCAUAGCGGAGGUGGCGGAGGAGCACGGACUGGCCGCUGAGCUCAGUUGCUUGAACCACAACGAGAAGUACAAUUUGGAGACGGAGAACGCCCCAGUGGUCUUUAUUGUGUCUACUACUGGAGAUGGGGAGCCACCAGACAAUGCCCUCCAAUUUGUAAAGCGCAUCAAGGAGAAGACCCUCUCCCCUGACCACUAUAAACACCUUUGCUAUGCGCUCUUAGCUUUGGGAGACACAAAUUAUGCAAACUUCUGCAACUGCGGGAAGACAAUUGAGCGUCGGCUGCAGGAACUUGGUGCAAAACAAUUCUAUGCGACGGGCUAUGCAGAUGAUGGUACAGGGCUAGAGGUGGUUGUGGAACCAUGGAUUGAGGGACUCUGGAAGGCCAUCAAAGGAGCCUUAUCAAAAAUGGCUUCCAAUAAGGCCGCUUUUGUGAAAGGACUAGCAGCGGAUUCACCGAGGGGAGCUCCCGAUUCAACCAUGCCGGAUGUCCAACUGAACCUCUUGAGAAUAACUGACCAGCAGAGCCGCGAGUCGAUCAAAGCACCCGUCUCCAAAUCUGCAGCCGCUGCUUCACCUCCAGCUCCUGGCACACAUGCUGCCGUUUCUGAUCUCAGGCCAGCGGUUCCCACAGGGAGCUCUGUGUUGGCGUCGCGGUCUCCAGGUGCUUCCGCCGUGUCCGCAUCCGCACCGGAGACACCGGGCACAGACGACGGACGUCCCCGCGUUUCACCGCCGGCCUCGCUGACGCGCUCCCUUCCGCCGCUGUCCGAGUCGUCUCUCAACCUCCCCGCCCUGCCUCCUCCCUACCUCGACGUCUCACUCCAGGAGGCGGACCCAGCGGGAGAGGCGGUCGGACCGUCCAACGUGGAGGCUCUCUCUGCGGCUCCUGUCUGCAGAGCAGUUCAGCUGACCACAGGAGAUUCAGUCAAGACCGCCCUCCUCGUAGAGCUGGACGUCUCUGCUCACCCGAUGGUGACCUAUCAUCCAGGGGAUUCGUUUGAUGUGUUCUGCCCAAACCGAGCCGCCGAGGUGGAGGAGGCGCUCCACCGAUUGGGCCUUAGUGACCAGAGGAACCACCGAGUACACGUUUCUCUGCUUAAAGACACCAAGAAAAAAGGUGCACAGGUGCCAUCCUACAUGUCCCAGAACAUUUCUCUGCUGUACCUGCUCACAUGGUGUCUAGAGAUCAGAAGUGUGCCAAAGAAGGCCCUUCUCCGAGCGCUGGUGGAGCACACGGGUCACAGCGGGCAGAGGAGGCGACUGCAGGAGCUCUGCAGCAGACAAGGCAGCGCCGACUACAACCUGUACGUGAGGGACUGCGGCCUCAGCGUCCCGGAGCUCCUCGCCGCCUUCCCGACCUGCUCGCCGCCGCUCAGCCUUCUCCUAGAGCAUUUGCCGAAACUGCAGCCGAGGCCUUAUUCAGCAGCCAGCUCCUGUCUCCGGCACCCGGGAAAGCUGCGGUUUGUCUUCAGCGUGGUAGAAUUCCCAGCAUGCUCUUGGCGGCCUGCGGGGAGGCGGGGCCUGUGCACCGGUUGGCUGUUUGACCUCAUCAAUCCCGUCCUGCUUUCCCCCGGGGAGGAUGAGUCCUCCGUCAGCCCGGCUCCGCCAAAGAUCCAUGUGAGUUUGAGACCCAACCGCUCCUUUCGGCCUCCCUCGGAGCCGUCGGCGCCCUUCAUCAUGGUCGGCCCGGGGACAGGAGUCGCCCCCUUCAUCGGCUUCCUCCAGCAGAGAGAGCAGCAGAGGAAGGACGACGCCGAGGCCGUAUUUGGCGAGACGUGGCUCUUCUUUGGCUGUCGCCAUAGAGACGGAGACUUCCUUUUCAGGGAGGAGCUGGAAGGCUUUGUGUCCAGCGGUACGCUGAGCCAACUGAAGGUGUGUUUCUCCAGAGAUGACCACGAGGAGGAGGAGGCCGGCGCCUCGUCAGCGCGACCCAGAUACGUGCAGCACAACCUGCUGCUCGCCAGCCGGCCCGUCACCGACAUCCUGCUCCGACGCGGCGGUUACCUCUACGUCUGCGGAGAUGCUAAGAACAUGGCUAAAGACGUGAACAACGCUCUGAUGGAGAUGAUCCAGACGGAGCUGCAGGUGGACCAACUGGAGGCCAUGAAGACGCUGGCGGCGCUGCGAGAGGAGAAGCGCUACUUGCAGGACAUCUGGGGCUGAUGGCAGACGUCUGGAUCAGAGCAUUUUGGAGCAUCCACGAGGAAGUUAAUAAUCAGCACGCUCCGCUGUUGCCUCUCAAACAGUAACAUUGUGAAAUGCGGAGGCCAGGAGGUAGUUUACACCACCCGACGCUGGAAUUGAGCAUGCUGACGCUUUGCUGUUUUACACGGGAAUAAGCUUGGUCAGAGCAGAAGGGCUGGAGAGGUUAGUGCAGACAAACCUCUGCGGUUAGUCCCGUCUGAGGGGUAUGGGGUACUUUUUUAAAUCUUGCUUUUGGAGGUAAUGAAGACACAUUUUUAAUACAUGCAACCCUAAAAAGAAAGUUGCAUCUUUUCGAGUCCUCGGAGAUGAGAACGGUUGUUCAAUUUUGAGCCCGCAGGGAGGGAUUCGCAGCAGCAACGCGCAUCUCCGACCCGAGCAAUUUGUUUAACCGACUUUGUUUGUGCUUUUUUUGGCCACCGCAUACUGAGCAGGCUGCCAGCAUCGAGAGCAGUGACUUUUUCUACUUUUUCUAAGUCCUGCAAACCCGACUGAAAUCUCCCAAACUGUGGUUAAAACCAACGCAGCUGCGCCUGGUGUGAUCACGAAUUAAAAGACCGUUUGGAGUAAA